GGAUACAUCAUGCAAAUAAUAUUUUCUGUGAGGCAGCUAGACGUGAAAGUACAUCGAGAAAUAAAGGGGCCAGAAGGGAAUUAAGGCUCUAAGAGUUGGACGCAAGGGCUAAAUAUUUAAUAAUCUGCUUUUGACUCGAAAUGCAUGCGUAGAACGGGCUUUAUGUCCAGGUCUGAGUUUUAGAUCUAGCCCAACCGAAUUCAUCUUCAAUACAGGCUCUUACGCUAACGGUCAGGGGCAAGUAACUGCCGCUAGUCAUCGACUUGUCAACAGAGUUGAAGUGGUGACAUUUUUCUGCUCGUUGAGCCGAACGGUUGUAGGUCAAUUUUGUGGUGCAUUUGUGUUAAAAGAGCUUUGAUUUUCAUUAUUUUGCAAUAAUGUAUUACAGCCGACUAGCAUUACUCCGUCGACAGUGUGAAUUCAAUUGGAUUCAAUGCAUCUAGUCUAUGUUUAAUAAUAAUAGUCUAGUCUAUCAAAUGUAGUCGAGAAUAGUUGGUCAAUGAUUCCUAAGUAAAGUGGACUAAAUUUUAAGAGUUACAAUCAUGUCUGGAGAAACUGAUGACAAGGAAGACAACACUAGUGUUCGUGUUGCUAUUAGAAUUCGUCCUCAAAAUGGCCGAGAGAAAAUCGAUAUGUGUCAAACGGUGACCUCGGUCACCGAGCACCAGGUACUUUUAGGCAAGGACAAGGCCUUCACAUUCGACUAUGUGUACGACACGCCCACACAACAAGAGAGCAUUUACAACACGUGUGUCAGAGGUCUGAUUGAAGGGUGUUUCGAAGGGUAUAAUGCCACAGUUUUCGCAUAUGGCCAGACUGGUUCUGGCAAGACAUACACCAUGGGUACAGGCUUUGAGGCACCUGUUGUAUCUUCAGUCACUGAUGAAAUCGGCAUUGUUCCAAGAGCAGUGGAUCACCUGUUCCUUGGCAUUGAAGAGCGGCGGAGACAGGCUUUUGAGAAUGGAGAGGCAGCACCAGACUUUAAAGUCACUGUGCAGUUUAUGGAGUUAUACAAUGAGGAAAUUAUAGACCUGCUGGACACUACCAGAGACCCAGAGUCUAGAGGGCAUAAAUCUCACAACAGAAUCCAUGAGGAUGCAAGUGGUGGAAUUUAUGUUGUUGGUGUAACAACCAGACCAGUAUCUUCAUUAGAAGAGACUCUUCAGUGUUUAAAGUCUGGUGCACUCUCUCGAUCCACUGCUUCUACAAACAUGAAUGUCUCCUCCUCCAGAUCUCAUGCAAUAUUCUCCCUACACAUCAGACAACACAGGCUGGUCAAGGAGGAGAUUCCAUUAGAAGAUGGUAAAGAGACGGAUUCAACCCAAGCAGAGUUUGAAACACUCACUGCCAAGUUCCAUUUUGUUGAUCUGGCUGGUUCAGAAAGACUCAAGCGAACUGGUGCCACUGGAGACAGAGCCAAGGAGGGAAUCUCAAUUAAUUGUGGGCUGCUAGCGCUAGGCAAUGUGAUCUCAGCUUUAGGGGACAAGACAAAGAAAGGCUGCCAUGUACCAUACAGAGAUUCUAAGCUUACUCGGCUGCUGCAAGAUUCUCUAGGUGGCAACAGUCGAACACUUAUGAUAGCAUGCAUAUCUCCAUCUGAUCGUGAUUUCAUGGAAACACUAAACACAUUAAAAUAUGCCAACCGGGCACGCAAUAUCAAGAACAAGGUGAUGGCCAACCAGGACAAGGCCAGUAAACAGUUGGCCAUGCUGAGGUCAGAGAUCAUGGCCCUACAACAGGAACUGAUGGAGUACAAAACAGGCAAAAGAACUAUUGAUGCUGAUGGUUUGGAGUCUGUGAAUGACAUGGUGACAGAGAACAGCAUGCUGCAAUCAGAGAAUGACAAGUUGCGUCAGAGAAUCAAAGCCUUGCAAGAAACUGUUGAUUCCUUGAAUGCAAAGAAUAUCCAGCUGCUAUCUGAAGCUGCCUUGUUCUCUGUUCUUGGGGCUGAUGGGCAAGCUUCUAAUGAAGAUGUCUCAAAUCUAAUCAAAAAGUACAUACAAGAAAUUGAAGAACUCAAAGUUAAAUUGGCAGAAUCUGAGUUUCUAUGUGAGCAGCUAAGAAAGGUCUCCAUGCGUAAUCCCAGUUCACCUGUGUCCAGGAUGUCUAUGUCAACCUCAAUGUCUGGGUCCCUAUCAAUGUCAGCUUCAAUGUCGAUGUCCACAUCUUCCUUCGCUGGAGGCUUUGAAGGUCCUGCCUCCCCAGAGUACACACCAGAGCAUUCCAUCCUACACAAAGCCAAGAAAGACGUGAAGAGGCUGAAGAAACUGCACAAGUCUUUGAGUCAUGAUGCCAUCAAAGAUCAUUCCUCUUGUAACGGUGGACAGACUGGAGAUGAUGGAGGUGAAGAUGAACAGGCAACUAGUCAGGAGAAAUCUGAAGAUGAACAGAAUGAGGAGAAUGGUGCUGAUCUGGAAGAACAAGACAUCUCGGAUGAAUCUGACACAUCAGAAACUGACUCCUCCUCAGACCUGGAGUCUGAAGUGUAUGAUUACUGGGUCAACUACUGUGACAUCUCAGAGCUGGACAAUGUCCAUGAAGAUCUGGCCAAACUGACCUGUGACAUCACUAUCAAAAAAAAAUUAAUCGAUGAACUGGAACAGACCCAGAAAAAAAUGAACUCCUUGAAGGUCCACUAUGAAAGUAAAGUCCAGCAGCUGACCUUAAAGAUCAAAGAGACAGAGAUGGAGAGAGAUAAAGUCUUGGCCAACAUUGACAAAGUCAGUCAGCCAUCAGCAGAGACCAGCAAGAAAGUGAAAUUAGAGUAUGAGAAGAAGCUGAACCAGCUGCAGGAAGAACUGAGGAAGAUGCAAGCGGAACAGAAAAAACAUGCCAGGGUACAGAAGAACAGUUCACAUUAUGAGCAGCAAAUGAAGACCUUGCAACAUGAGCUGUCUGAAAUGAAGAAAACAAAGGUGAAGCUAAUCAAACAGGUGAAAGAGGAGGUAGACAAAAACAAACAUAAUGAGGCCAGGCGUAGCAAGGAAGUCAGUCAGUUGAAAAAAGAACAACUCAGGAAAGACAACAUCAUCAAACACUUAGAGAGACAGACAAUACAGAAAGAUGCUGUGUUGAAACGAAAACAAGAGGAGGUUGAAGCUCUGAGGAAACGACAGAAGCCUAUGUCAUUAAAAGCAGCUGGUAGAGUUGGAAAGUAUGACAAACCAAAUACGAUACCAAUAGCGCCUGUACCAUCAUCUCCAACCAGAAGGAAAUGGAGGUCUAAGUUCCAGCCUAAAGUUGCCAAACAAAAGUGGGAUUCUCUUGAGAGAAAUGUGAUGUCAGUUAUAACAAAGAGGCAAACCAUCACAAUGUUGGAGAGAGACAUGGACAUCUGGCUAAAGCAAAGAGAAAAAUGUACCAAAGAAAUAGAGAAAUAUGAAAGACGAAAGAAAGAUGCUUUGGCCAAUAACCAGCCAGAGGAAGUCAUACGUAAGCUGAGCAAAGUGAUUGAUGACAUCUCUUUUAAAGUGGAACAUGCUCAGGAAAACAUUAAUGAGUGUCAGUCAAAUAUUAUGCAAAUGGAGGAGUCAAAGGAGGAUGGUGACAGUAAUGUAGAGGUCAGUGCUCUGAUAGAGUCGAUGUCACUGGAAGAAGCCAAGUAUGUUAUUGAGAAAUUUUACCACAGGGCUUUGGAUAAGGGAUUGGUCAUUGCCCAGAGAGAGUCUGAACUGAGAGAACUCCAGGGCAGACUGCAUCAAACUGAACUCAACAAUGCCCUUCAGCAGGAUUUGCUGCGACACAUGAUGGAUGACCAUGUGAACAUUGAAGUGGACAAUUUGAUGACAGAGAAUGACCCAGAUGAUAUGGAGUCUACAUCAAGUUCAUCGUCUUCUUCUCCUGCUGAAAGCAUGCUAGAUUCCGCAGUUGUAUUUCCUGCGUCAAGGAUAUUGCCAACAAGUGAAUCUCUGGCCCGGCGGGAAAAGUUGUUCCUGAGACUGUCACUUCCGGCUAGAAGGAAGACAACUACGCCACAGGAGCUACUCUAUGUCAGCAGCGGUGAUACUGGGCAUGGGUUGUUGCCUUUGCUAGAGUCUCCCUAUGAGAACAAGGAUGUGAACGUCUUUGCCACUAUUAACCUCAACCAUGUUCCCCCCACUGUGGAUGUUUCUGAGGUUGUAGGGGAUGGUGGAGACAUGAGCCCCAUGUCACCAGAUGCAGCCAACAGCACAGAAGAUGAGAUGGAGGAAAGGCUAUUGGCACCCCCGCCACGCAUGCUGGCCAAACCAAAAUCAGUUCUCCCAAGACCAUCACCAGUACUUCGUCGUAAAGAAGUGGAGUCAUCCCCCAUUUUAUCUAGGAGAGCUUUGAGUAGAUCUAGCUCCAUGGGUGACACUUCCUCAGACACUACACCUCCUGCCUCUCCCACAAUGGCUCGACGCAUGAUGUCUAGGAGCACUGAUGAGAAUGUCUUCUCCAGAUUAACCAGUAACAGUGGAGGUGGUACCUCAGCCAAUCCUGACAGGGGCAACAUUGUACCUUCAUCAUCAUCAUCUAGUCGCUCAGUGGGUCCAGGCAAGGCAAUGCUGACCUGUACACAUACAGCUGAAGGCCACACUAAAGCUGUCCUUUCUGUCUUUGCUACUGACCAUCUUUUGUUUACAGGAAGCAAAGAUCGUACUGCCAAGACAUGGGAUCUAGGAACUGGGAAGGAGCUCAUCUCAUUUCCAGGUCACCCAAACAAUGUCCUAAAAGUGUGCUUCUGUCCCAGGACCCAGCUAGUGUUCACUAUAUCUCAGUCAGCUAUCAGGGUCUGGGACAUGCGACGAGGUGCUGAUGCUUGUAUCAAGACAUUAAGUUCCUCUGGUCUCACCACCAAUGGUCUAGCUACAUUUUCAACUGGCAGAUUGACCACAGACUCAACGUAUCGUGAGCAUCAAAUUAAUGACAUGAAGCUAACUGCAGAUGGAAACACAAUUUUUUGUGGUGCAGGAAACGUAGUACAGAUCUGGGAUCUACGCAGGUAUAGUCAAUGUGGUAGACUCAGUGGUCAUCAAGCUCCUGUUAUGUCCUUGGCAUUGCAUAAAGACAGUGGCCAUACUAUGGUCAUUUCUGGCUCUAAGGAUCAUUAUAUUAAGAUUUUCGAAGUUAUUGAAGAUGCUGCAGGAGUGUUAAACCCCAAGUACAAUCUAGAGCCUCCACAUUAUGAUGGAAUUCAGAGUCUGGCCAUUGAUGGCAGCACAUUGUUUAGUGGCUCUAGAGACAUGUGUAUCAAGAAGUGGGACCUGAACACUAAACAGCUGAAACAAUCUAUUAAUGCUGCCCACAAGGACUGGGUAUGUGCCUUAGACUUUGUCCCUGGCACCAACUUACUACUCAGUGGGUGCCGUGGAGGCCUCCUGAAGAUGUGGCAACCAGAGACCUGUGCUAAUCUAGGGGAAAUAAAAGCACAUGCCUCUCCCAUCAAUGCCAUAGCCACAAACUCAAGUGCAAUCUUUACUGCUUCCAAUGAUUGUGUUGGAAUAUGGCGACCUCGCUCAUCUCUAGAUCUCACUGACACUUCAGACACAAACGACGAUUCAACGACUGUCUCAGCUUGACUUACGGACCAGUCUGGCCAUGGUGAAACACAGCUCCAAGCUGAACAGUGGCCAGAUUUUAUUCUGUGUGUUCUUUCAGUUUACAUUGUUUUCUACUUUAUUUUCAUGUCUAGCUACAACUGAACCUCACGUUACUUAAUAAGCUUCUAAUUUUGUUGUAUUUAUGUUUUUGUCUUCCAUUUGAAGCAUUCCUUUCCACCAGAGUAAUAUUGAGUCAUGAAAGAAAUUUCUUAUAUAAAUAAUCUUACAUUGUCCAUAUGAGUCUAAAUUUGUUAUACUGAGUAAAUUCUGUGCAGCUAAAAGGAUUGAUGAUCUCCUAAGAAUAAAAUUAUAUAGCACUAUUCUUUGGGGACAAAAAAUAGCCUAUAUUUAUAUUCCGUACAUUUCUUUUUAAAUAAUGCAAAUACAAAAUCAUGAAUGUUUCCAUAUUGUUUAUACUUUCAUGAGCACCCCAUGGUUAUUACUAAGGUCUACACAAUUAUCUUUUGAAUUUAUAGCAUAAGAAUGAGAUAUUAAGAGACUAAAUUGAUUUAAAUCAUAUCUUAAUAAAAUCUCUUGAGAUUAUUCAUAUUAUAUUUCAUAUAAAUAUAUAAGCAUUGAACCCCUGACCUCAGUGUGUGAGAAAUAAAAUGUUGCAGUCAGUAGCUUGUGCUUUGUUUAGGUGUCAAGUUGUCUACAAGGAACACACCUGUGAUUGACCACAUCAUACCUCAUCAUUAUCCUGUUUCAUUGCCCUUUCGUUUGACCCAGACACCAUGUGGUAGUCCUAGCACCUGAAUCCAUAUCUUUUUUUAUUUUCUGUAAUCAACAAUGUGCAAUUAUUUGAAUUAUAAAAAAAAAAAAUCUUUGUAGUUUGUUGCGGCUUUGUCUAAAAAAUGUUUGAUUUUCUUUUUGAAAAAUUGAGAGAAAAAAAAUGAUAUUAUCAGCAGACAACUUUGUGUUUUAACUAAUGUAAAUAACACUUGCUCAUCAAGUCUGUACUCAUCUUUGUUGACAACAUAUCACAUCUUCUCAUUUCUUUGUUUCUGGCAUUUUACUGAUUCCGCUAGCUGUUAACCUUUCUCUAUAUUUGCACUGUGAUAUUUUUUAUUUGAAGUGUUUUUAAAAAGAAAGAAAUUUAUAUUUAUGUAUAAAUAUUUCUUAUUUUACUUGUGGUCUCACAUUUUUUUGAAAAUCUGGACACUAUAUUCCAGUCAUGCAUAUUGCGUCUUCAUGUACAACAAACAAACAAAAAAAAACGAAAGAACUGUUGAAAAAGAAUUGUUACAUGUAUUCAUUAACAGAUAAUACCAGACAUAAUUUUUUUUAUAAAGCUUAAUAAAGCUUUUCUAUUUGUUUUGUACGUGUGUUAUUAGAUCCUUUAAAAAAUGUGUGUUAUUAGAUCCUUUAAAAAACGCAAACACUGUGAAUUUACCAAACAAACCUUUACAUUAUAUCUUGUUAAGAAAUUUUUUAUUUGCAAAACUUUACUGACAAGACAUAUAAAUAAUUAUUUCACCUCUACCAAAGUGUCCAUUGUUUUUUCACCAAAAUUUCUUGAACCACUGACUCAACAGAAUUUGAUAAAAAUAAAAUAAUCAAAAACUUUACCCCUUUUUUUUAUUUUUUAAAUCUGGUUGUACACAUUUUCAUUUCUUGUGAAUUUUGUUCCACUUUUCCUGAGUAGUUCUUGAGUUCCGCUGUAUUUCGUGUAUCAUCUCUGACAAGUAAUCAAGAUCAGUAUAUUUCCUUGUCUGUCUUAGCAAAUAUUUAUAAUGUUUAUUUAUUACUAGUGCUGAAUAAUAAAAGUGCCUAGUUGGAAAUGUACAGCAAGUUUAGAGAUGUCAUUUUAUUUUUUUUAGUUAGUAAGUAGUAGUUAUUUUAAUGUGUAUUUCAGUAAGAAUUGUCAUGACAUGGCAUUUUAGCUUUUUAUGGUAAAUCAUGAACAUGUGUAUCUUCAACAUAUUAAGCCAACAAUUCGUAGUCUAAAAUAAUUAAUGCAUUAAUUAAUAAUAUUCAACUUCUUGUAAUUUUUUUAAAAGACCAAUUGUCCGUGCGUCUUGUCUUAUUCUUCAUGAAUUUCUGUUCAAAAUACAAACCAACAAUCAGGAUGUCAAGUUUCUUGUUGAAGUGAUAGACAAACAUUCCACCAUUUACUCAUCUUGUUAGCAACCUCAUUUCUCUUAUUUAUACAUCAUAUGUUAUAUUUAUUAAUAACUUUGUCCUUUAUUGUUCCAUGAAUAUGUUAAAAUGAUAUACAGAUUAUACUCUUUAUUACUGAAGUAGAAAUAUUCCAGUGAUAAUGUAGAAGUAUGUGGACGCAUGAUUGUGUGUGUAGAAAUAAAAUAAUUUGGAGUGUUUUACUGUCAAAUUUAUUUCGUCACUUCAUCAGCAGAUGUAGUUUUCUUUCGAGGCCUAGAUUUCUAGGUGCAGAUAAUGUAAUAUGUCCCAGUCCAGCAGUUAAAUUCCAUUGUAAUUUGUUCAGAUGCUAAGUAGUGUGUUUUGCUCAGCAAGAAAGAGAGGAGAAAAAAGUCUUAUGAUUUGAGAUAGCUGUGUACCAGAAAUGUCUACAGCCCUGACUGGUUAGCUUCUUUUUAACAAUGUAUUACCUCAGAAGGUCAUUUCUUUCCAAAAGGUUUGAUCUUGUAAAACAAUGAUGAGCGGGUCAUAAAACAUAUUUGUAUUUCCUUCUUUGUUUGUUAGUUGUUUUACAUGUUGGAAUUUUGCAGAUAGAAUAAAGAUUUUUUUUUUUGUUCAACUAGUUCUUAACUAAUUCAGCCUGGAUAUGUCCAUUAUGUAGGAGCCCUUUGUCUUGAUGGAUAUAUUGUAAUACAUAGGAGCCCUUUAUCUUGAUGGAUAUAUCCAUUACAUAGGAGCCCUUUGUCUUGAUGGAUAUGUCCAUUUCAUAGGAGCCCUUUGUCUUGAUGGAUAUAUUGUAAUACAUAGGAGCCCUUUAUCUUGAUGGAUAUAUCCAUUACAUAGGAGCCCUUUGUCUUGAUGGAUAUGUCCAUUUCAUAGGAGCCCUUUGUCUUGAUGGAUAUGUCCAUUACAUAGGAGCCCUUUGUCUUGAUGGAUAUAUCCAUUACAUAGGAGCCCUUUGUCUUGAUGGAUAUAUCCAUUACAUAGGAGCCCUUUGUCUUGAUGGAUAUGUCCAUUACAUAGGAGCCCUUUGUCUUGAUGGAUAUGUCCAUUACAUAGGAGCCCUUUGUCUUGAUGGAUAUAUCCAUUACAUAGGAGCCCUUUGUCUUGAUGGAUAUAUCCAUUACAUAGGAUCCCUUUGCCUUGAUGGAUAUAUUGUAAUACAUUACAUACAGGACUGAAUUUUCUCUCUGACUAGUAAUUAAAAUGUGUAAGAUUUCAAUGAAUUUCUUUAGUCUACUUUGUAAACAAUCACUCCUGUAUCAGCUCUUUUUUGUCAUUUUAAUUUCUGCAAUUAAGAUGUUAUCUGUUGUCUUAUAAUGUGAUUUAAAACAUAACUUGAAGAUCUGUAAUUUUUUUUGGCAAAUAUACCAUAGUUAAAGAUCAGAAUUUGUGUAGAAAAAAAAAUACAUUGUAGAUUCCAGACCAUGGUUCUGAACACAGGCAGACAACAAAAUGCCUUACAUAUGGAUUUAGGUUCACCAAAUGUUUAUAUGAAGACAGAAUACCAAAGUUUCGUUUUAAAUAAAAUUAAAAUAUUUUAAAUUAAAAUUUUAGAUAUAUGAGCUGCCAAAUCUGCCGUGUUGUUGUUUUUUAACUCUUGGACAUUGUGUAGCCUAUUAUGUUGUUGUUUGAUAAAUAAAUUGUAUCGUCAUUUACACUGUCCAGUUCAGAUAGAUCUGUGUGUAGACAUCAUAGUCUUCAUGAAAUUAGAUGUAUGUUCUACAAGUAUGAAUACAUUUUUUAUCUAGUUUAAUUUUCAGUUAGUUUUGAUGUAAGGGAGAACAUUUGAAAACUUAAAUCCUUGUGAAAUCAAAUCAGCCAGCCUGUAGUGUAUAAAUGACAAGACUGUUUUAUAUUGAUUUUUUCACAACCUUUUUUUCUCUUUUACCUAUGUUUGACCGAUGACCCUCUUUGUUUUUGACUAUAUGAUUAUUGUAUAUUUAUUUGUCCAAGACUUAUGUAUUAGGGUGUGGACUACAUUGAUAAGGCAUUAUCACUACCAACAAUACAGUGUUUUUCUCUCUAAACUAUAUGUUUCAAUGUUGCUGACUAGAGUCACUUUCAUUUCUACACCAAAAUAAACUUUGUCAAUAACAAUAAAUCAUUCAUAUUUUUCACAAUUGAAAA
Biomphalaria glabrata is the source of this 9788-nucleotide messenger RNA. RefSeq names its product kinesin-like protein KIF21A. The record is from RefSeq and is a predicted model, not a curated record. Gene Ontology annotation, molecular function: microtubule binding; microtubule motor activity; ATP binding. The coding region runs from base 543 to 5540 and encodes 1665 amino acids. Gene Ontology annotation, biological process: microtubule-based movement; mitotic spindle organization. The transcript is spliced from 39 exons. Lineage: Eukaryota; Metazoa; Mollusca; Gastropoda; Planorbidae.